GCGGGGGCGGGGCCAGGGCUGGGGCGGGUCCUGAUAUAGAGCCCGGCGGCGGGCUAGCAGCACAGCGCAACUGCUGGAGCCCCAGAGCCCCUCGGAUUUCAGUGUUAACCUGUCUCUGCCGUCCCAGCGCCGAGUCCCUCCUGCUGUAGCCGCCGAGUGCUGUCUAGAGCCCCAGCCUGGCCACCAUGAGAGUCCUGAUGACAUGCCUGCUCCUCUGUGUCCUGGUGGUGAGCGACUCCGAAGGCAGCCAUGAACUUCAUCCAGUGUCUGAUGCAUCAAACUGCGGCUGCCUGAAUGGAGGAACAUGUGUGUCCUACAAGUACUUCUCCAACAUUCAGCGAUGCAGCUGUCCAAAGAAAUUCCAAGGAGAACACUGUGAGAUAGAUACAUCGAAAACCUGCUAUCAGGGGAAUGGUCACUCUUACCGAGGGAAGGCCAACACCGACAUCGUGGGCCGGCCCUGCCUGGCCUGGAACUCUGCUGCCGUUCUUCUGAAAGAGUACCAUGCCCUCCGAUCUGAUGCCCUUCAGCUGGGCCUGGGGAAACACAAUUAUUGCAGGAACCCGGACAACCAGAGAAAGCCAUGGUGCUAUGUGCAGGUUGGCUUAAACCAGCUUGUCCAACAGUGCAUGGUGCACGACUGCUCUUUUGGAAAACGUCCCCUGUCGCCUCCAGGAAAAAGUCCCCUGUCUCCUCCAAAAACAGCAGAGUUUCAGUGUGGCCAGAAGGCUCUGAGGCCUCGCUUUAAGAUUAUUGGGGGAGAAUUCACCACCAUCGAGAACCAGCCUUGGUUUGCAGCCAUCUAUAGGAGGCACCGUGGAGGCUCUGUCACCUACUUGUGCGGAGGCAGCCUCAUCAGUCCUUGCUGGGUGGUCAGCGCAACACAUUGCUUCAUUAAUAACCCGAAGAAGGAGGACUACAUUGUCUACCUGGGUCGGUCAAAGCUUAACUCCGAUACACUUGGGCAGAUGAAGUUUGAAGUGGAAAAUCUCAUCUUGCAUGAGGACUAUAGUGCUGACACUCUUGCUCACCACAAUGAUAUCGCCUUGCUGAAGAUCAGAUCCAACACAGGCCAGUGUGCCCAGCCAUCCAGGUCCAUACAAACCAUCUGUUUGCCCCCAUCGUAUGGUGAUGCUCAUUUUGGCACAAGCUGUGAGAUCACUGGCUUUGGAAAAGAGAAUACCACUGACUAUCUCUAUCCAGAGCAGCUGAAAAUGACUUCUGUGAAGCUGAUUUCCUACCAGGAGUGUCAGCAGCCCCACUACUACGGCUCUGAAAUCACCACCAAAAUGCUGUGUGCUGCUGACCCACAAUGGGAAACAGAUUCCUGCCAGGGAGACUCUGGGGGCCCUCUGGUCUGCUCUAUCCACGGCCGCCUGACUCUGACUGGGAUUGUGAGCUGGGGCAGCGGAUGUGCCAUGAAGGACAAGCCGGGCGUCUACACAAGAGUCUCAGGCUUCCUGCCUUGGAUCCAAAGGCACACUGGGGAGCAGAAUGGCCUAGACCUCUGAGGCUCCCCAGGGAGCCAAGGGAAGAGAAGGGUACCACCCACUCCCAUGCUGUCAUUUUUGCAGUAGAACCAUCUGCAUCAGCUAUAUAUAAGGAAGAAACUGAGGAAGAUAGGCUCUGCAGAGAUGGUUUUGCAUGUGCCACCCGCCAGGGUGAGCAACAAUAGCUUUAUCCUUAGAUACAGGCCUGGGUGCUGAGUGCCCAGAUCCCCUGUGGCCAGGAUGGAGGGCUCGUUCUGACCCAGGAUGGUAUUGACCAGUAGUUUGUCUUUUUCGGAACUAAAGCCUCCUGGAGUUAAAAAUGCCAUUUCCUGUGCACAGCUAGAAGGAGAGCCAGCUCCCCCAACAGUGGGCAUUCCUGAGGCCCACUGUUGGGGAAAGGAACAAUUUCUCAAUUAGGAAGUAGAACAGAACUGAGGUCUUUUGAGUGAGCUCGGCCACUGUGGAACAGUGGUUUGGGGAGUGGAGACACUAAUGACUUAGGGAAGGGCUCUGACAUUCCAUGAAUGUAUCAGGAAAUAUUAUAUAUGUGUAUGUAUGUUUGCACACCCGUGCACAGGCUGUGUCAGUGUGAAUGAGUAACAACUGGUAUUCCUGUGUCUGACUGCAAGUCUAGAUAUUUCCCUAAACUGAAUGGACUAUGAUGCCACAUAGAAUGGUCUAUCUGGAGAGGUCAUGGACUCCUAUGUCCUCUUGAGUCUCUCAUGUGAUGCCUAUGAAUGUAUCAUUCUGGGGCAUGGCCCGUGACCAGCACUAAAUUUUCAGUUUCACUUUUACAUAGAUGUUCUUUCUUGGCCAGUUAUUCCUUCUGACCUUUCAGCUGAGUCUAUCCAAUCCUCACUGGGUGAAGUGAGGACCACUCCUAUACACUGAAUAUUUAAUAAUUAUAUUCUGCUAUUUUUAUUUAUAUCUAUUUUUGUAAUUUUGAAUAAAUAUGAUCAAAAAAUGUGA
Molecule: messenger RNA, 2459 nt
Organism: Acinonyx jubatus (cheetah)
Lineage: Eukaryota; Metazoa; Chordata; Mammalia; Carnivora; Felidae
Gene: PLAU
Product: plasminogen activator, urokinase
Exons: 11
Coding region: 186-1511 (441 amino acids)
Biological process (GO): regulation of cell adhesion mediated by integrin; fibrinolysis; plasminogen activation
Molecular function (GO): serine-type endopeptidase activity
Source: RefSeq, a predicted model, not a curated record